ACAGUUCAUCUACAUCCAGCUAGCUUAACAACCCACAAAAGAUGUUUAAAUUCACAAUUAUGAUUGUCGUUAGCAUGACUUGCCAAGCUAUGGCUGGAAGUCCAUCAUUUUCAACAACCACAGGCCAACCAACAUCAACACCAGUUCCAAAAUGUAUUUCUUGUGUGGAAGUCUUCAAAAAUGGCAAUGCCUUAUCGCCAACAAAUUGUGAUCCAGGAACAAGCCCAAAAGUAAUUGUGACAAUAACUUAUAUAGGAGGUAAUGAUCCACCAGUAACUGGUGCUUGUACUGGUCCACAUGCAGGUGUGAUAACCACAGAUAGACAUGAUACAAUUGGCGAUGUAAACAUUGAUGACGGAAGCUUGUCAUUCCCUUAAUGAGCU
Molecule: messenger RNA, 383 nt
Organism: Chironomus riparius
Lineage: Eukaryota; Metazoa; Arthropoda; Insecta; Diptera; Chironomidae
Source: the annotation of a GenBank genome assembly